AUGGGAGUUAGAGAUACAAUAACAAAUAACAUGAUAGAAACAGAAAAAUUUCAAAUUAAAAAUAACCAUACAGUAGGUAUUUAUAAUUAUGAACCUUAUCAUGAAUUCGGAAAAGAACUUGUUGAAUUCCAAUACGCUUUGUAUGAAGAUUAUUUACCGGAACACACGAAACUACAGUAUAUACAGCAAACAUUGUAUGAUCUAGAAAAUUGGAGAUCACUUUAUGCAUUUGCUAACUUUAUUAAUGGUUCAUUUUACGUCAACUUUACACAAUUCAAUAAAAGUAUUAAAAAAGGAAUUCUUUCUUUGUCGAUGAUGAAGACUACAAAGCCAUGCUCAACAAUUCUAUAUCCAUUCAGAAUGUAUACAUCAAAGGGAAACAGUACUGGCACAAGUAGACUACAUCGAGAUUUUUCUUUCCCAAUUAAUGCUGCAAAAGAUGAAUAUUGUGAUUAUUCUAAUACAGAAAUCUUUAAUUCAGAAGGCUUUAAACAUAAGAUUAUUCCAACAAGAGCAAGAGAUUUCCUCAGAUAUGUCGGUAAUUCAGAUACUUCAGCAUACUUAAAGGCAAUUCUGUGGCCAAUAGUAAUACACGUGGCAAUUGCUAUCACAGUGUACUUUAUGAGAAAAAUGUAUAAACCUAAAACAUCAAGAGAAUCAUCCCCGGACACUCUACAAGUAUAA
This is a messenger RNA of Trichomonas vaginalis G3, 684 nucleotides long. RefSeq lists its product as uncharacterized. Lineage: Eukaryota; Parabasalia; Trichomonadida; Trichomonadidae. The transcript has a single exon. The coding region runs from base 1 to 684 and encodes 227 amino acids. The record is from RefSeq and is a predicted model, not a curated record.